AUGUCUGCUGCCUCUUCUUCUUCGAGCGAACCACCACAACCACCACAGAGUCGAUUUUCAUUCCAACAUUUCGACCAAGAAUGUGAUUUCGGUGUAGAAAAUGCAAAUGGCGAGAGAGUUAGAAAAAGAAAGAAGCCUGGAAGAAAGCCUAACCCACCUACGAUUCAAGAGAGAAGAGCUCAAAACAGAGCUGCUCAGAAAGCAUUUCGGGAGCGAGAACAGCAAAGAAGAGAAGAGAAAGAAAAGCAGUGGAGAGAUUACAGCGAGGAAAUCAAGAGCCUGAAGAAGCAAUUAGCAUCUGUUCAGUACGAAGCGAAAUACUUGAAAGCAUGUGUGCUUCAUUUGACCUUGGCAUGUCUCAUUCAUCGCGGAUCGGUUCCCCACAUUUGGACUGAAUCUCGCAUCAUCCCCAGCAACAGCCAUGGUGAAUACAAAAAGCCAGUGUAUGAGCCUUAUGGACAACACAUUGUGAAUGAAGCCUAUCAGACACCUGCACUUCUGGAUAUGAUUCUCGAAAAUCAAUGUAUUGUGGAUUUUAACAAGGCUCUUUUCAAUACAUCGCAACUCAAUGCCUUUGAAAAUCAAAAGAAGAAGACAGACAACAACAACAGCACGGAUGUCAGCUCAACAUCGUAUCAAAGUUACGUAUCUCAAGACAUCAUUACUAUCAACAAGAAUUCCCAGGAACCUAAAAAGAGCUUCCCUAGAGCCAAAAAGCAGAAAUUUAACCCAAACCGAUCGCCAUCGCCAUUGGAACCACCAGCAGCAACGCCUCAAACAUCACUGCCAUCACCACCUACAAAACACGCAAGACGGGAUAGAUAUUUUUCAUCACCGACUUUUUCAGCAAUGGAUGAGCAUGCAAGUUCAUCACCUACCAAUAGUACAGCGAACGAGGAAAGCAACAGCAUUUCCUCACAAAGCAAUCAAGUAUUGGCGGUCAAUCGUAAGCCUGUGGUAGGCGUAUUGCUUGAACCACCUGUGCUUAGAACUUCUGAGGAUAUCAUCAAUAUGCCAACAUUGCAAGCUCUACACAUUUUGCGACUUCAAUUGAAACUUGGCAGUAUUCUUGGCAGUAUGACACCAGCUGCUUUAUUACCGACUGCAUUACAAAGAGUGAUUCCUCAUGAUAUUCGCAUCGACUAUGUGCCAGGAGCCUCCAUCAGAGACCGAAUGAUUAUAUUCCAGGACUACUACAAUAUGGACGAUUGCUUUCAAUUUCUAACACAAAAUACUGUAUUUAUGGGCGGCGAUGUGCGAGAUACCAGAAAUUGGGUGAUUGAUCCAGAAUACUCGCUGAAAUUUUGGUUUUUAUCUCAUCAAUUGGUGGAUCAAAGCUAUAAUGAGUGCCUUGACAUUACUACAAGCGGUAUACUGCAUGAGGAAUUGUGCAAGGACGAUGAUUCUUCAAGCGAAGCGGAAGACAUGGAGGCGAUCAUCACCUCAUCAACCACAAUGGAUCCUACAGCCAGGGAAACUUAUCAACAAACCGCAAAUAUACCUAUAAUGAGUAAUGGCAACAACGCAAUUGAUCCCAAGCAGCAUCAAAAUGUGUAUUUUCGAGAAAUGUAA
Mucor velutinosus is the source of this 1572-nucleotide messenger RNA. RefSeq lists its product as uncharacterized. Bases 1 to 1572 code for a protein of 523 amino acids. NCBI's taxonomy places the organism in Eukaryota, Fungi, Mucoromycota, Mucoromycetes, Mucorales, Mucoraceae. The record is from RefSeq and is a predicted model, not a curated record. The transcript is spliced from 2 exons. Gene Ontology annotation, biological process: regulation of DNA-templated transcription. Gene Ontology annotation, molecular function: DNA-binding transcription factor activity.